AUGGAAGACACAGGCCCACCGCAGUACUAUGAGAACACUUUGAGUCCUCUCCCGAUAAAUACAGAGACACUCGCCAAGUCAUUUCAGGAGCUACGCGAUGCUGUUUACGUUGGUUCAGAGUUGGUUCACGCCAACGAAACGGUGCCGGAAAAAUGGUCCGUUGGAGGCAUGUUUAAGCAUUUUCCAGGUGUCGCCCUUGCAUUCCUGCGCCUUGACUACCAAUCUUCUGUACUUGCAGACGCCGGUAAACCUUCGCCAGAUUUUCGUGACUUCGCUUCGCAACGAAUUCUUUCGGGUUUCCCCGAUUGUCCUCUCCUGCCGUCUCGCCUAUCCCCAGCUGGGUCUUUCUCUCCCAUAGCGGCUGCUACAUUGCAUAUUUUGUCCAAGGUGGCGCAGACCAACUGGCAAUCUCAUUCCAAGCCCAGCUUGGCUGAGGAGGAUAUCAACCUUCUUUACGAUGCCGCCAAUCUGGCGCUGCAAAAUGGACAUCUCGUUCCACAUGGCGAUCAAAAAAUGGGAGGAGACGAGAUGCUGUAUGGCCGAGCAGGCCUACUGUGGGUCCUGCUAAACAUUCGAGCCCAUGAAUUCGACGAAAGUACUCAGAAGGCUCUUUCUCCGAUUUUCGAUACUAUCCCCCGAAUGGUUGAUGUGAUCAUCGAUGCCGGUAGGCAGGGUGCGAAGGAGUAUAUCCAAGAGCAUGGAGAGAUGGAGGCACAUCCUUUGAUGUACCCUUGGAUGGAAGGUCGCUAUUCCUUCGGAGCCGCUCACGGAAUUACCGGUAUAUUGACUAUACUUCUUUCCUCCAAGCCCGAAGAGCUCGAGAAGCACCUGCCCAUACUUGGGUCCACCAUAACAGCACUCUGCAAGCUUAGCAAUGCAACAAAUGGCCAUCUUCCGAUGGCACUUCCUCCAAUGAGCUUCGGCCAACGCUCGGAAUUUGUUCAACUCUGCCACGGCAGCCCCGGGACUCUCAUUUUACUAUCUGCAGCCUUAAAAAAUGGCCCGCUUACUAGAGAUUAUUGGUGCCCAGAGUGGGACCAGACCAUCUACCUAGGCACCCAGCGUAUUUGGGAAGAGGGCAUCUUAUCCAAGGGAGGCAGUCUAUGCCACGGGAUUUCCGGAAAUGCAUGGCCGUGGCUCAUGCUGCAUGGUGUCUUUGAAUAUCAUUCAAGCGAUAUCAACGAAGCCAGAUGCUUAUAUACCAAUCGUGCUGGAAUUUCAUCUCUACCAGCCCCAGACUUCAGCAAGGAGCUCACACCGGAUUUCUUUCUCUCCAAAGCUCUCGCUUUCAUGCUUCAUUCUCGCGAAACUCGUCCAUACAACACUGCAUCCGCAAACACGGACAAGGAGUACCGUAUGCCUGACGACCCUUACUCAUUAUAUGAGGGACUUGCGGGCAAUAUCUGUGCAUGGGCUGAAACUUGCUCUGUGCUCCAGGCGAAACUUCGCAAGAUCGAACUGAGCGAGAAGGGUGUUCCUUAUGAGAAUGAUAGUGCUUUCCAACAAGCUAUGCGUAGCCAGUUGGGAUUCCCCCUUAUUGGUGGUAAUGGGGCUGCUGGUAUUCUUUAA
Molecule: messenger RNA, 1569 nt
Organism: Penicillium manginii
Lineage: Eukaryota; Fungi; Ascomycota; Eurotiomycetes; Eurotiales; Aspergillaceae
Product: lanthionine synthetase C family protein
Exons: 4
Coding region: 1-1569 (522 amino acids)
Biological process (GO): peptide modification; carbohydrate metabolic process
Cellular component (GO): plasma membrane
Source: RefSeq, a predicted model, not a curated record